This is a messenger RNA of Condylura cristata (star-nosed mole), 2657 nucleotides long. It is a transcript of the gene CCDC142, whose product is annotated as coiled-coil domain containing 142. The transcript is spliced from 10 exons. The record is from RefSeq and is a predicted model, not a curated record. The coding region runs from base 1 to 2253 and encodes 750 amino acids. NCBI's taxonomy places the organism in Eukaryota, Metazoa, Chordata, Mammalia, Eulipotyphla, Talpidae.
AUGGCCCAGGCGUCUCGCUCGAGUGGCCUCCUGCCCCCGCUCGCUACCGCGCCACCGUUGUGGGCUCAACCCGAGAGCGCCGGGGACGAGCAGUGGGAGAGAAGACGGCCGGAUGCUCUCCGCGGGGACGGUCGCGGCUGGCCGGGGCUAUCGUUUGCCGGGAGCCGGUGGUGGGCGGUGCCGGCUGACAGAGGUGAACGCCGAGGGGCAGCCGCUGCCACCUGGGGACUGGAGCCGGCCGCCGGCGGCCCGAUCCCUCCGGCGCUGCAGCGUCUCCGGGCCAUUCUGCUGCGGUUGCAUCGCGAGCGGGAGCAGCUUCUCCACGCCCGCGACUACGCCUGUCACCUCCAGGCGGUCGUGCGCUUCCUGAGGGUCCUGGGUCCCGGCGCGCCUUCCCCCUGCCCGGACCAGUUUCCCGACCUGUGUCGCGACCUGCUGCCGCACCGGCCCCGAAAGGCCGUCCCGAGAAUCGGCCUGCGGGUGGCUCCUGAGCCGCUACUGUUGGCGCGCCCGGUCGGACUAGCCGCCCAGCGCCUGGAUGCCACCAUUGAGAUGCAGCUUCGUGCUCUGGGCCGGGUGCCUGCCAGCCCGGGUGUGUCGUCUAAACUCGCCGACCUAUUGGGGGCACUUCCCACCUACCACCAACUGCAAAGGAAAGCCCUGAAUCGCGUCCCAGCGGCCGCGCGCCCGUUCCCUCCCACCCGUGUGCUCCGCCUCCUGACGGGGGAGCGGGGUUACCAGGUGGCAGGUCUUUUGGAGGAGCCACUCUGGGGAUCCGGUUUGCAGGACCAGCUCCGCAGGCGGUGCCAGGAAGAGCGCGAGCUGCUCCCGGGGCUCCUGGGUCUGUUGGGGGGAGUGGCGGCUUCAGCCAGCGGCGGACUGGGGCUUGGAGGGGCUGGAGCCCUGUGGAGCCAAUAUUGGACCCUGCUGUGGGCAGCCUGUGCUCAGAGACUGGUCCUAAGUCUAAAGCCUUGGAGGGACCCCAGGACAGCCGCACAACAUCUGAAUCAGGCACUGGGUCAGGCAUCCCUGCCUCAGGAGUGUAAGAAGGAGCUGGCUUCUUUGUGUCACAGCCUGUUUCAUCAUUCUCUUAUCUGGAGUUGGGACCAAGGCUUCUGCCAGGCCUUGGGAUCUGCUGGUGGAGAGACGAGCAGCCUCCCCUCAUCCUCUCACACUGCUAAACUUUUGCAACAGCUCUUCCCUCCUCUCUUGGAUGCCCUUCGAGAAACCAGGUCAGGGCAAAUCCUCUGUCAGCCUACAGGUCCUACACCCCUUGCCCUGGGACUCUGUACUCUGCAGACCACCUUGCUCUGGUUUUGGGGCAGAGCUCAGCAGCAUCUGGCAUUGUGGGCCCCUGGCUCCUUCCUGCUCCUAACCCAGAAGGACUUACCUCCUCUAUUGCAUGAGGCAGAAGUUCUGUCAAGCUUGGCCUCAGAGGAAGGCUUGGUCCCAGAUGUGGAGCAGCAGCUGGGCUUGGAGAUACAGAAGCUGACCACACAGUUCCAGCUGCUUCCUGAAGAGUCACUACAUCUCUUUUCUCAAGAAUGUCAUAAACAAGCCACACAUGGCUUUGAAAUCUACAUGCCUCAGGGUCGGUAUUGGCGGCGUCAUCUCUGUCCUGAACUGCCCAGCGUUCCUAGUGAAUAUGCUGGGUUGGUGAUUCGCACAGUACUGGAGCCUGUAUUGCAAGGAUUGCGGGGAUUGCCAUCGCAAGCUCAGGCCCCUGCCUUGGGCCAGGCGCUGACAGCCAUCUUGGGGGCUUGGCUUGAUCACAUCCUCAAACAUGGGAUCCGGUUCAGCCUGCAGGGGGCACUGCAGCUCAGACAAGACUUCGGAGUGGUCCGCGAGUUGCUAGAAGAGGAGCAGUGGGAAUUAUGCCCUGAACUUCGCCAGACUCUGCUCAUGCUCAGCAUCUUCCAGAGGUUGGAUGGGGCCCUGCUGUGUCUAUUGCAGCAGCCCCUGCCCAAGACUCGAGGCCAGAGGAGGUCGUGUUGCUGUGCAUGUCAUGAGGUCCAAACCACGGAAUUUCCCAGCAGCAACCUCAGCAGCCUGGAGAACUUGGAGCCCCCUCUCCGAUCUAGAGCACACCCAACCCAGACAGCUCAGUUGCUAAGUACACUAUGGGGAGAAGGACCUAGCCCAGAGGCUUACCUAGUGGGAAAUCAGCAAGCUUGGCUCGCCUUGAGACAAUACCAGCACUCCCGUUGGUACUUGCCUUUCCUUUUCUGCUUGGGACUUAGUCCUGAAUCCUGAAGAGCAGCCAGAAAGUAAGAGCUUCCUAUCUUUGGCUGGAAAAGCCCAGACCUUUGGAAGUGCAUUGGGAGUUUGGAAGAAAGCAUACCUGAGACUGACAGAGAGCCUGCACUUACAAACUAAGAAUCCAUGCCAGCCUGGAACCCAGAGGUCAGCAUACAUCGGAGGCUUACUGUUAGUUCCUUAUCAGCCUUUGUGCUAGAGGCUGGGGGAGGGAUAUAGUGUCAGAGUCUUAGGAAAAGGGGAGGAGGAAAAGCAGUAGAAAGCAGAGGGCCUAGAUGCUUCUCUUCUUAAGACCCAGGAACGAGGCAAAACACCUGGUUAAUUUGUCAGGAACCAUAUAAGUGAAAUAGGCAUUUCUAUACCUGGAUCAGUCCCCAGGGCUGUCUCCCUCCCCUCUACUA